Molecule: messenger RNA, 1253 nt
Organism: Corylus avellana
Lineage: Eukaryota; Viridiplantae; Streptophyta; Magnoliopsida; Fagales; Betulaceae
Product: Class I peptide chain release factor
Biological process (GO): translational termination
Cellular component (GO): chloroplast
Molecular function (GO): translation release factor activity
Source: RefSeq, a predicted model, not a curated record
AGAAAUCCAAAGGAAGAGACGUUUGCAAAAGGGAACGAAAUUGAUAGAAGGAAGCGAGAGAGAGAGAGAUGGCGAGUCAAUCGGUGUGGAAAUGGUGCGUGGGUAUGAGAAUGAGUUUGGGGCAUUCAUCGUCUUACUAUUACAAUUCUAGUCGUUGUAGUUCGCCAUCAUCGCCAAGCUCACUCUUUCUCAAAGCUUCUCGGCCUGCAUCGCCACUAAGAAUAACCAGAAGAGGAACCAUGCGGUGGCGCCAGGGAUACACAUAUACAACAACUAGUAACAAGGUUGUUGAGAAUUGGAAGGGGAAAGAAUACCUGGAAUUGACUGACCAGGAGCUCAUGAAACAGUGCGAGAUGGACACCUUCAAGGCCUCCGGCCCCGGCGGCCAGCACCGCAACAAGCGCGAGUCUGCCGUCCGCAUCAAGCACCUCCCCACCGGUCUCAUUGCUCAGGCUGUGGAGGACCGAUCGCAGCACAUGAACCGCGCAUCAGCGUUAGCGCGCCUUCGCACUGUUUUAGCCCUUAGAGUGAGGAACAAUGUGGAUCUUGAGGAUUAUUCGCCGCCACCGGAGCUCCUUCGGAUUCUGCCUCUUAAGUCCACCGUUAGACCUUCCGAUACUGGCCCCCAGAUUGGUCAUAAUAACCCCAAAUUCCGUUUCGGACUGCAAGCUCUCUUGGAUCUAAUUUUUGCAGUUGAGGGUUCUGUAUCAGAAGCUGCCAAGUUUCUUGGGUUAAGCACCGGUGCGCUAUCACGCUUAAUACUAUCGGAUGAUUCUCUUCGGAAGACGGUCAAUGAGCUGAGGGCUUCUAAGGGUAUGAAGCCUCUCAAGUAGGAGUUCUUGGAUGCUAAUUGCACGCAUCAGAGAUGCAGGACUCAGAAAAGUAAAAGGCAUCACUAUGGCAUCAUUUUAUGGUCUGGAAUUCUUGUGUGCAGCAGCAGCCAGGGCACAUGAAUAGCGGGGAAAAACGUGUGUGGUGGAAUUCUUACCUGUUUGAUAUUCUACAUCACUGACAUAACUUGGACAUGGUUAGACAUCAUCCAUUCAGAUUUAGUCAAGUUCAGAGGAAGGAUAUUUUCAUUAUUCUUUUGGUUGCAGCUAUUGUUGAAUGUAUCAUCUUCCCUAUAUUCUCUUUUGGAAAGCAUGUGGCUCGAUGCUUGAUGUUUGGGUUAUUGUAUUUACGCAGAAGAAAUUUUAUGUCAAUAGAGAUUGUAAAAUCACUAACCCAUAUUAUUAAAGAAUUUAUACAUCAUA